AUGUCACAACCACCAGCACAGACUACAACAACUACAUCAACAGCUGCCACCACUACAAACAUCCAACAUAAUCAACUUAUAUUGGAGAAGAGUGCAAAUGCAACUGGUCUACAGGUUGAUCUUCAUCCUUUGGUGAUCAUCAAUAUCUCUGAUCAUCACACUCGUGCCAAGGUCGAGUGUCACAACCCAGAGAAUGUGCCACAGGUCAUCGGUGUAUUGCUCGGUCUUCAAAACGGUAGAAUCAUAGAGAUAUGUAACUCCUUCGAGUUGGUGCUCACGCCCAACAAGCAACUAGACCUCGAGUAUCUCAGGAAGAAGUCUGAUCAAUUCAAGAAGGUGUUCCCAACUUAUGAGCUGUUGGGAUGGUACUCGACUGGCUCAACCGUGCGCCAUGAGGAUAUGGCCAUUCACAAGUUGGUGAUGGAGUUGAAUGAGUCGCCAAUCUUCUUGAUGCUGGACACAUCGUCUGAGCAACAGAACUCAAAGGAUUUGCCAAUCAAGAUCUUUGAGUCUGAGGUGCACAUUGUCAACGAACAGCCUGCCACGCUCUUUGUCAAGACCACCUACAAGAUUCAAACUGGAGAGGCUGAGAGAAUCGGUGUCAAUCACAUUGCCAAGGUCACUCCAUCAGGUUCCGAAGGUUCAUCUCUUACUACUCAUCUGUUCACUACUCAUAACGCCAUCUCAAUGAUGAACAUUCGUGUCAAGCUACUGCGCAAGUACCUCCAGGGUGUCAAGGAAAAGUCUAUCCCAUACGAUCAUGGCAUCAUGAGACAGAUUGCCAGUCUGUGCAACACUCUUCCAGCGAUCAACAGUCAAGAGUUUGAGACAUCCUUCUUACAAGAGUACAAUGAUGUAUUGCUUGUAACAUAUUUGAGUGGAAUUACCAAGAGCUCAUCGAUUUUGAACGACUCUAUCGAUAAAUAUCUCUUGUCACAUGAGAAGCAAUCAAAGAGGAAGUUUAUCUUCUAG
This is a messenger RNA of Acytostelium subglobosum LB1, 972 nucleotides long. RefSeq lists its product as hypothetical. Lineage: Eukaryota; Evosea; Eumycetozoa; Acytosteliales; Acytosteliaceae. The record is from RefSeq and is a predicted model, not a curated record. The transcript has 4 exons. Gene Ontology annotation, biological process: protein deneddylation. Gene Ontology annotation, molecular function: protein binding; metallopeptidase activity. The coding region runs from base 1 to 972 and encodes 323 amino acids. Gene Ontology annotation, cellular component: COP9 signalosome.